UCGUCGCUACGAGUCGAUUCACAAUUCGCCAAACAAAAAUGGUUGUUGCGUCGCCUUCGUAAAUUGCAUUAUUAUUGGUUAUGUAUGUGUAACCGGUUGCCGUGUUUGUGAUAUUCUUGUGACGAGCAGGAAGAAAACAAAUGCAAAAUGUUGGAAAUUCCGUUAAUGACAACGGAUGAGGUGAUUGAAUUAGAUCCGGAACAGUUACCGGCUGGAGAUGAAGUGCUCGGUAUUCUGCAGCAGGAGCGCUCGCAGCUGAGUGUUUGGAUCAAUGUUGCGCUUGCCUAUUACAAACAAAAGAAGAUUGAUGACUUCCUCAAAAUCCUGGAGGCGUCCCGUGUGGACGCCAACAUGGAGUACCGAGAUGUCGAGAGGGACCAGAUGCGAGCACUCGACAUGCUCGCCGCUUACUAUGUUCAAGAAGCCAAUAAAGAGAAAACUAAAGAUAGGAAGAAGGAGUUGUUCACAAAGGCCACUUUGCUGUAUACCAUGGCAGAUAAAAUCAUCAUGUAUGAUCAAAACCAUCUCCUUGGCCGAGCCUACUUCUGUCUGCUUGAAGGAGACAAAAUGGAACAAGCUGACGCUCAGUUCAACUUUGUACUUAACCAGUCUCCCAACAAUGUUCCCUCUCUUCUUGGCAAAGCCUGCAUAGCAUUCAACCGCAAAGAUUACAGAGGAGCGCUGGCAUUCUAUAAGAAGGCACUGAGAACUAACCCCGAUAGCCCUGCGGCAUUGCGGUUAGGGAUGGGGCAUUGCUUUAUGAAGUUAAAUAACCAAGAAAAAGCUAGGAUGGCUUUUGAAAGAGCUCUACAGUUGGACCCACAAUGUGUGGGUGCGCUAUGCGGGCUGUCCAUCCUCAAGCUUAAUCUGCAAGAGAACGAGUCAAACAAGAUGGCUGUGAUAAUGUUGUCAAAGGCGUACGCCAUAGACCCCAAGAACCCUAUGGUGUUGAACCAUUUGGCGAACCACUUCUUUUUCAAAAAGGACUACAGCAAAGUACAACACUUAGCGCUCCACGCGUUCCACAAUACAGAGAAUGAGGCCAUGCGCGCAGAGUCAUGCCACCACCUGGCGCGAGCGUUCCACGCGCAGGGCGACUGCGACCAGGCCUUCCAGUACUACUACCAGGCGACACAGUUCGCGCCGCCCAACUUCGUGCUGCCGCACUACGGGCUGGGGCAGAUGUAUAUCUAUAGAGGAGACACUGAGAACGCCGCCCAAUGCUUCGAGAAAGUCCUGAAAGUCCAGCCCGGCAACUAUGAGACCAUGAAGAUCCUCGGCUCGCUGUAUGCCAAUUCAGCCUCGCAGUCCAAGAGGGACAUAGCCCGGCAGCACUUGAAGAAAGUCACCGAACAGUUCCCCGAUGAUGUGGAGGCUUGGAUCGAACUGGCCCAAAUAUUGGAGCAGAAUGACUUACAGGGAUCCCUGAAUGCAUACACCACCGCUAUGAAGAUCCUGAAAGAGAAGGUGAACGCUGACAUCCCUGCGGAGAUAUUAAAUAACGUAGCGGCCCUACACUACCGGCUAGGCAACCUACAUGAGGCUAAGACAUACCUCGAGGAAGCGCUAGAAAGAGAGAAAGUAGACGCGGAAACACUAGACGCCCAGUAUUACAAGUCCAUAGCUGUGACGACCACAUACAACCUGGCCAGGCUCAACGAAGCACUGUGCAUGUACAACAAGGCUGAGAAACUGUAUAAGGACAUUCUGAAAGAGCAUCCCAAUUAUAUUGAUUGUUAUUUGAGGUUAGGUUGCAUGGCGCGCGACAAAGGGCAGAUCUACGAGGCGUCGGACUGGUUCAAGGAGGCGCUCAAGGUGAACACGGAGCACCCAGACACGUGGUCGCUACUCGGGAACCUGCACCUCGCGCAGCAGGAAUGGGGCCCCGGCCAGAAGAAGUUCGAGAGGAUACUGCAGAACUCUGCCAACGCCAGCGACGCUUACUCGCUCAUAGCUUUAGGUAACGUGUGGCUCCAGACCCUGCACCAACCGUCCAGAGAGAAAGACCGAGAGAAGCGACACCAAGAGCGAGCUUUAGCCAUGUACAAGCAAGUUCUGAAGGUGGACGUCAAGAAUAUUUGGGCUGCUAACGGCAUUGGCUGCGUUCUUGCACAUAAGGGUUGUGUGAACGAAGCUCGCGAUAUCUUCGCCCAAGUGCGAGAGGCCACGGCGGAUUUCCCGGAUGUUUGGAUGAACAUCGCUCAUAUAUAUGUGGAACAGAAACAACACAUCAACGCUAUUCAGAUGUACGAGAACUGCAUCCGCAAGUUCCGAAUGCACCACGACGUGGAAUGGCUUACCUGGCUCGCGCGCGCUCACGGCCUCGCCGGCCGACCGCAGGCCGCCAGGGCUGCCUUGUUACGAGCGAGGAGAGUCGCACCACAUGACACAGCCCUAUUGUAUAAUGCGGCACUCACACUGAGGAGGCUCGCGUCACACGUGUUGAAAGACGAGAGGAGUUCAUUGGAUGUCGUGUUAAGAGCGGUACAUGAGUUGCAGGUGUCACACAAAUACUUCCAACGACUAGCCUCAACAGAGAGCGGCGAAGGCGCCGAGCGAGCCCGCUACGAACCCGCGGCCGCCGCCGCCGAAGCUCGAACAUGUGCCGACCUGCUCUCUCAAGCGCAGUGGCACGUGGCCAGAGCGAGACGGCAACACGACGAGGAGGUCACUAUGCGCGACCGACAGAGAGAGCAGAGGGAAGCCUUCAGGAAGCAACAGGAAGACGAACGCCGCCGCCGCGAGGAACAACAGCAAAAGAGCACCGUCGAGCAACUGCAGAAGAGACAAGAGUUCAAGGAGAAGACGAAAAACGCCCUGUUGUUCGCGGACAUGCCGCUCGAGGAGAAGAGGAAAGGGGGCAGGGGGAGGAGGAAGGACGAAUACGUGUCGGAUUCGGGCAGCGGCAGCGACCGGCCUAAUGAGGAGAAACGGGAGAAAAAAAAGAAGAAAGAGAAAGGCGAGAGCCGUAAGAAGCGCCGCGACCGCGCCUCGGGCUCCGACAGCGACCGCCCGCCCACCAAGCGAGGCCGCAAGGCAAAAAAAGGGGGUAAAAGAGAAAAAGCGGCGGACGAGAAGCUCAGCGCCAAACAGCGGCUCAAGAUCGUCUCCAAGGAGACCAUCUCCACGUCCGAGUCCGACUCGGACGCGGGCAGUCGCCGCUCGCGCAGUCGCAGCGGCAGUCGCAGUCCUCGCCGCUCGCGCAGUCGCAGUGGCAGUCGCAGUCCGCCUGCUAAAGGAGGCAGGAAGAGAAUUAUGUCCAACAGCGAUAGCGACAGGUCCCGUUCCAAAAGCCGUUCGAAAUCCCGCAGCCGAUCUCGCUCCGGCUCAGCCAAGAGCCGGUCCCGUUCAAAGAGCCGGUCCCGUUCCAAGAGCCGCUCCCGUUCAAAGAGCCGCUCGCGGUCCAAGUCUGGCUCGCGUUCAAAGAGCCGGUCCCGUUCCAAGAGCAGGUCCCGGUCGAAGAGCGGUUCAAGAUCGAAGAGCAGGUCGAGGUCGAAGAGCAAGUCGAGGUCGAAGAGCAGGUCGAGAUCGAAGAGUCGUUCGAGGUCCAAGAGUGGGUCAAGGUCCAAGAGUCGGUCAAGGUCGCGGUCCAAGAGCCGGUCGAAGUCGCGGUCCAAGAGCCGGUCGAGGUCACGGUCGAAGAGCCGGUCGAAGAGCUGCUCGAGAUCAAAGAGCAAGUCGCGUUCCAAAUCUCGCUCCCGGUCCAAGAGCGGGUCCCGGAGCGGCUCUUCCCGCCCCGACACACCCGUCUCCAGGAAGUCCGUGUCCGCCAGCGAAGACGACAACUAGACUCCU
Cydia amplana is the source of this 3795-nucleotide messenger RNA. RefSeq names its product RNA polymerase-associated protein CTR9 homolog (gene Ctr9). Gene Ontology annotation, molecular function: RNA polymerase II complex binding. NCBI's taxonomy places the organism in Eukaryota, Metazoa, Arthropoda, Insecta, Lepidoptera, Tortricidae. Gene Ontology annotation, cellular component: Cdc73/Paf1 complex. Gene Ontology annotation, biological process: regulation of DNA-templated transcription; transcription elongation by RNA polymerase II. The record is from RefSeq and is a predicted model, not a curated record. The coding region runs from base 148 to 3789 and encodes 1213 amino acids. The transcript is spliced from 21 exons.